This is a messenger RNA of Loxodonta africana (African savanna elephant), 7770 nucleotides long. RefSeq names its product canopy FGF signaling regulator 3 (gene CNPY3). The coding region runs from base 73 to 1011 and encodes 312 amino acids. The transcript is spliced from 6 exons. Lineage: Eukaryota; Metazoa; Chordata; Mammalia; Proboscidea; Elephantidae. The record is from RefSeq and is a predicted model, not a curated record.
CGGGAAAGCGGCCCAGCGCGCGCCGCGGGAGGAAGCACUGCUGGGUCCUCUUGGGUCGGGUCCGGGUGGGCCAUGGAGUCGUCGCCUGAGCGCGCGUCCCAGCCCGGACCCCGCUGCGUUGUACUCCUUCCCCUGCUGCUGCUGCUGCUGCUGUCCACCCCGGAACUGGGCCCGAGCCAGGCCGGAGCCGAAGAGACCGACUGGGUUCGACUGCCCAGCAAAUGCGAAGGGUCGCUGAAUUGGAAUGGACUCAUCGGCAGCAGGAUUGGGUCCCUAUCAGAGGCCCAGGAGCGCUCAUGGGCUGUGCUGGGCCUCUCUCCCCCAGUGUGUAAAUAUGUUGCUGUGGAGCUGAAGUCCGCCUUUGAGGAAACCGGCAAGACUAAGGAGGUGAUUGACACGGGCUAUGGCAUCCUGGACCGGAAGGCCUCUGGAGUCAAAUACACCAAAUCGGACUUACGGUUAAUUGAAGUCACAGAAACCAUCUGCAAGAGGCUCCUGGACUAUAGCCUGCACAAGGAGAGGACCGGCAGCAACCGGUUCGCCAAGGGCAUGUCAGAGACCUUUGAGACGCUACACAACCUGGUGCACAAAGGAGUCAAGGUGGUGAUGGACAUCCCCUACGAGCUGUGGAACGAGACCUCAGCAGAGGUGGCGGACCUCAAGAAGCAGUGCGACGUGAUGGUGGAGGAGUUUGAGGAGGUGAUCGAGGACUGGUACAGGAACCACCAGGAGGAGGACCUGACAGAGUUCCUCUGUGCCAACCACGUGCUCAAGGGAAAGGACACCAGUUGCCUGGCAGAGCAGUGGUCUGGCAAGAAGGGGGACACGGCUGCCCUGGGAGGGAAGAAGUCCAAGAAGAAGGGCAGCAAGGCCAAGGCCUCAGGUGGCAGGAGCAGCAGCAGCAAACAGAGGAAAGAGCUGGGUGACCUCGAGGGAGACUCCAGCCCUGAGGAGGAGGAGGGCAUCCAGAAGGCAUCCCCACUCACACAUAGCCCCGCCGAUGAGCUUUGAGCCUAACCCAGCAUCCCCUGUACCAAGGGUGUAGCAAGAGACCCCUGACCUGGAAGCUAAAGAAGCUGGGGCAGGCUCCGGCAAGCAAAGGCGGCUUCUGCAGCCCCAGGGUCCUUCCUGCCUCAGCUGUGCCCUCUUCCCGCCAAGGAAAGCACAGCCCCAGGAAGAACUCAGAACAGUAGCGGUUAGCCUGAGCCGGUCUUAUCCCUCAGCCAAGCAUCUCUCCUGACAUGGGCUUGACCAGGCCAUGUGGUUUCAGGACUGCCAAGGACUCUGAUGUAAACUCAGGAGGGGUGGGGGUCUGAGCUGGGCACCAGGACUGGAGCCCACAGGAGGCAUGCCCAGCCUUCAGUCCCCAUGCCUUACGCCACAGGGGAGCAAGACUGCAGCACCCAUAGCUCCCCUUCCCUGCUAACCCUGCCCUGGGGACACCUUACGCUCUUCUGGCCCUCUUCCCUGGGGCUCACAGUACAAUGUGCAGAGUAAAAACCUCUUGGCCUUUUUUGUCCCGAUUUCUGAGUCCUCUUCAACCCCUCAGGAGUGCCCUGGAGCCCCUUGUUGCUCCUUCCUGGCCCUCACCUUCUCUCAGCCGCCCCCAUCCUCCCACUGGAGGCAGAACCUACCAGCUGUUGGGAACAGCAAACACAGGGAGGGCCCAGGGUUAUUUUGGGGCCUGACCCUGUCCCUCAGCUGAACCUCAUGCCCUGGGCACUUGCUUGCCCUCUUUCUCUUUGCUCCCUCCUCUCCUGCCUGUCCUUCCCCAGGGCCUUCCCAUUUGUUGUGUAAAGUGUUUAGUGUUUAUCCCACUAGCUCCUGCCUCUCCCUCCCACCUCCACGUGGCCCUGCCUAUUGGUCUUGGACCUUGUUCCUUGAUGACCACACUUGAGCACUCUGCUCUUCCCAGCUGGAGUCUGAGGGGAGGACACCCCAGUCCCUCAGCAACACCUCUUGGUUACACUAUGUUCCCUGGGGCCAGGGGAGGAACAAAAGGCUGGCCUGUGGGGAGAAGGGGUGGGAGGCUCAGGUCCCUCCCCUGUCAGUCCUGAGGUCAGGGAUCAGGACAGUUGUGAGCAGUAGCGAUGACAGUUGUAUGUCUUCCCAGUGCUUCAAUGUACUUGUGGUCUUAAGCCAUUUUGUAGAAAUUAAGGCUGAAGUCAAGUAAAGUGCCCAAAGUCCUACUACUUGGGGACAGUGGUACAAGCAGACAUAGGUUCUCACCUUAGAAAGAUCUAUUGUAUUUCCCACUACUUCACAGCUACCAGGGUCUCUUCCUAACAGCUAGCACUGAAACUGUAAUUCAUUUUGAACUGGUUUGGUUUCUUGGGCCUAACUCACCACCUACCAACAAGGCUCUUUUAAAAGGAAAGUAGGAAGCAACUGUUGCUUCUUGGAAAGAAUCAAUGGCAAAGGCCCCGUGGAGCUGUGCCAUCACAGACAGAGGCCAAGACUGAGACUCCACCUCCCACUUUCCCUGUCUGGGCCCAGCAGGAAGGAGUCCUGCUGAAGACUCUCAGGGGUUUAGUAAAGAGGCUUUCAGGUCUCAGUUACUGUGGGUGAGGGGGCCUGCUUAGCCCCGCUUCCCCUUCCUCCAAGUUAAGGCAGUCUUGACCAUGGAGAUUGGAGCAAACUGGCUGUGGAGGCUUAAAACUAGGUCCUUGGAGGAAGAUACUUUUUUCAUCUAGACCCCCGCCGCCUCAUCUCCGGACCGAUACUGUCCACUGUUAAAGAUGCUGGUGGGCAGUGAGAUCCAAUCUAGAGCCAGGUCCCACCCCCCCCCCCGCCCCUGGACUUUGCUCUGAGCAUAGGAGAUGGCUGGGGUGGGGUGGGGGCUGGAACCCAGGGUGGGCAAUCAUUUGCAGCCCCUUGGACUGUCUAGGAUUCGGUGGCCUGUCCCUGCUACCCGCCAUUCUGUCACUAACCCACAGCAUUUCAGUGCCUGGUUUGCCUCUGUCCCUGGAGUUUCAUUGAUUCUGAAUGUAAGGUAGAAUGGGGCAAAGGCCUAUCCCCUUUACCAGGGUGUUGGCCGCAUGGGCCAAUCCUCAGGACAGGCAGCGCUGUCUUGCUUUGCUCUUUGACCUGUGGCUGCGGGAUGACAAGCCCCCUCCCCCUCCUGAGGGCCAGGUGUGUUGUACACUCACUAGCUCUGCACCCAGCCCACCCCAGCAGAGGCAGAGGCAGGAUCUGACUUCCCAGGGUUUUCUUUUCCUAUUCCCACCAUACAUACAAGUCUUUUUUGAACUUGGCUAGUAAGUCCAUUUUCCCACAUUUCUUCCCUUCCAUAAGGUGAGGGUACUGCCUGAGCCUGAGUUAAUCUGAUCUCAGUCCCCCUACUAAAACAGUUUCCUAAACUUGCCUGGACAUGAGAGUCACCUGUUAAACAUACAGACCUCUGGACCCACCUCAGUCCUGCUGUGUUGGAGACUGCAUGCUUAACAGGCAUCUCUGAUGGUUCUGACAUAGCCAGCUGGGACCCACUUCAGGCAACAUUUGGCAGUGUAACCUGUUGCUGACAAGUUGGUUUUGACUCAUGGUGACACCAUGUAUGUCAGAGUAGAACCGUGCUCCAUAGGGUUUUCAAUGGUAGGUUUUUCUUCCAAGGCACCUCCGAGUAGACUCCAACCUCCAACCUUUCAGUUAGCAGCUGAGCACAUGAACUAUUUGUACCACCCAUGGACUCCAGCAUUUGUCAACCCCAGGUGUUGCCCUAAGAGGGGGCUUUGAUGAAGUCACACUGGGCCAGGGUCUUGUCCUCAGAAACCCAACUUCUCAGAACCCCAAAUUGAAUCCAUCUUUGUAGGAGAUUUCCAUCAGCCAGACUCCCAAAGGCAGAUGGACAAAGCACAGGCCAGUUUAUACCCGUUCAGUGCUUAAAAGAACCACAGGCAGGGAUACAGUCAAGUCUCAAGGGCUAGGUUUUAGUAUCAGCAGUGGCACCUCAGGGCCUGUGUGUGUGAAUUUUAAAGGGCAGUGCCUAAAAGGCAGGCUUCACUCCUUAUCCCAGUUGCUGGGUGGCGUUUCCAUGCAGCGCCUUUGCACAAGUCAGAGAAAGAUGCACUUUACACAUUUGACUUCCAUCUGUUAGAAGGUUGUUUAAAUAUGUUUUGUUAGAAUAAGACACUGUUAGCCAGAAGAUUAUAAUUAUAUAAUAAUAAGUACACAAGCCUAUAAAGUUUGCAGUGUGAAUGGAGCCCUUUAAAUGUGGAGCCCUUAAAUAAAAAUGGUUAAAAUGGGAGAAAAAAAAAUGUGGAGCCCUUGCGCAGUGUACAACCUGUCCAGAUGUUUACAGCUGCCCUGCAUCACUAUAGUGCCCAAAUAGAAACAAAAUUUACUCUCUACCUCACCUAGAUCUGAUGGCAUGUACUAAGUCACAUGUUUCAAUGAGCAAUGUUUAACCUGUUGCCAGGGCCUGAAUAGUAUAUCUGUUUUAAUUGUGGCAAAUAUAUAGGUAGCAAAAUAGUUGCCAUUUCAACACUUCCCAUGUACAGUUAAGUGACUUACGUUCAUCAUGCUGAUCAACCAUCACCAUUUAUCCGGAAUUUUUCCAUCACCCUUAAUGAUUAGUGUACCAUUUUUAUGUUGAAAAACAGUGAGCAGACCCCUGGAUACCAAAGAGAGAUUAAUGGUGGUUAAAAACCAAACCCGUUGCCCUCGAGUCGAUUCCGACUCAUAAUGACCCUAUAGGACAGAGUAAAACUGUCCCAUAUGGUUUCCAGGGAACGCCUGGUGGAUUCGAACUGCUGUCCUUUAGGUUAGCAGCUGUAGUUCUUAACUGCUACGCCACGAGGGUUUUAUAAUGGACGUUAGUACAUCUUAAAACUGCUUUUAGCAACGUGUGACAUGGUCAAAGAGAACCUGUCCUCAUACAUUGGUGAAAUUCUCAGAGGUGCACGAAGUAUAGUAGUAAUGAAGGCACCAUUACUAGUGUUACAACCCACUGAUACAGGGAAUCUAUUUUACACUUAACCAGACUUAGACCAGAUUGAGCCUUAUAUGGUACAUAAAAAAGUGCCAAAACGCACCCACUGUGAUAAUUCUGCUGGCAGAGUCCAUGCAGGGGGGCAGCUUCCCUUCCCUCCCCUCCCCCAGCAUCCAGUGUUCAAUCUGGGUUGACAGUGUCAGUGGAGAAGAGCUUUUUUCAGCAGCUUGGACUGAAGUUAGGUCCCUGUGUGAGGCAAACGCUUUGCACUUGACUGCUAAUGUAAAGGUUAAACUUCAAACCCACUCUGUAGCACCCCGGAAGAAAGGGCUUCUUCUGUAAAGGAGAGUUUUGCUCUGUAACACAUAGGGUUGCCAUAAGUUUGAAUUCAGUGGCAACGAGUUUAGUUUUUUUUUUUUUUUUUGGACCGAAGUUUGGAAUGUGACAUCCAUCAUCUGAAAAUGAAUAUCUACCUGUUCUAAAUAAAAAACAUCCAAGAUGUCUUUCAUUUGUAGCUACUGCACAUACAUAAAUCACAAUUCAGGAUUUUAAUGUGUCCUCAGGGAGGAAUUGCUUUGGAAUUUGUCCAGGUGCAGCCAUAGUCCCAAGCUAAAGUCUUUUUGCAUACAUAUUAAAUAUUUGGAGAUGAAGAAUUUAGUCUUUCCAGCCAAUUCCAAAUAAGUUUUGCAUAUUUAAAAUAUCACCUAUUUUUAUUUUCAAUUAAGUCAAACUAGAUUGAUUUCUGUAUUUGAAUGUUCAAAACUUGGGGAAUGAUUAAGUCACAACGCAUCCCCCUCAAUGGACUGUUACAUGGACAUUAAAAAGGUGCUUAAGGCCAAGCAAUUUAUGGUCAAGAGAAGAAAAUACACUUUUGAUAGUUUAAAGAAAAAAAAAUUGAAGAAAAACAUGAAAUUUCAUGUAGACUAUGAUCUCAACAUUUUGUUUUUUUUUAAAAUACAUCUAGAUGAGAAAGAAAGAAAAUCAUUAAUUUGGGAACUAAAAUCUUUGAAAUAGAAGGUACUCACAAUCCAUAAUUUUUUCAACCCUAACUUAUCACCAGCAUUCAUAUUAUUUAAAAAAUCGCAUUAUGGCCCUGGGGGUAAAAAACUAUGUUUCUCAAAGUGUUAGGCAUCAAUACUUAAAACCAAACAUUUAAGUCAGAUUCCUUAUCAGUAUGGUGAGUGCAUGGCUGCAGGCCAAUCACAACAUGCUGUACAAACAUUAGGAAGUCUGAGGAUUACUCCAAAAUUUCAAACAGCUCUCAGCUUAAAAGGAAAAGACUGAAAUAGUUUCUAGACAUGGAAAAUCUUGCCCUAGAGGGGGAAAUCACAUUACACCAAAUUAAAAAGCAAGAUGCUUAAAUAGAUGUUCUAGAUGACCUUUUUUUUUUUUUUUUCCUUGUCUAGAUGAAACAAAAUACUUUUUUUUUUGGAGCUAGUUUUAUCAAAAUCCUAUGGGUUGGGACUAAUGGACCACAUCUACCACGGGCUCCACCAGACUGAGUCCAGUGCAACUAGGUGGUGCCUGGCUACCACCACUGACUGCUCUGACAGGGAUCAUAAUAGAGGGUCCCGGACAGAGCUGGAGAAAAAUGUAGAACAAAAUUCUAACUCAGAAAAAAAGACCAGACUUGCUAGCGUGACAGAGACUGGAGAAACCCUGAGAGUAUGGCCCCCAGACACCCUUUCAGCUCCGUAAUGAGGUUACUCCUGAGGUUCACCCUCCAGCCAAAGAUUUAACAGACCCAUGGAACAAAACAGGACUAAAGGGGCGCACCAGCCCUGGGAAAGGGACUGGAAGCCAGGAGGGAACAGGAAAGCUGGUAAUGGGGAACCAAGGGUUGAGAAGGGAGAGCGUUGACAUGUCAUGGGGUUGUUAAUCAGUGUCAUGGAACAGUGUGUGUACUAACUGAUGAGAAACUCGUUUGUUCUGUAAACUAUCUAAAGUACAAUAAAAAAAAAUACAAAAGCUAUGGAGCGCAGUUCUGCUCUGACACACACAGGGUUGUCAUGUGUUGGAAUCAACUCUGUCACCUGGUUGGUAGUUUUAUCAAAGAGUUUCUAAAUUGGAUCUUCUUUGGCAAUUUCCAGGUGAAAGAGUGGACAGAGAUGUCUGCUACAAACAAUGCUCUUCUCCCAGGCUUCAUUAUUUAUAUGAAUAUCCCAAGGAGAAAUGUCACAGGAAUACUUGCCCAUAAAUAUUUAGACCCAAAGAACCUGGUAAACCUUAACAACCUGUUGAUGAGAUGAUCCUGGUCAUUCUAAAGGUGACAUUUCUCAACAGCUUUUGAGCCCUGAGAAAAUCCCAGGUUUACCUCAAAUGCAUUAGACGGUUAAAAGAGUGACCCUCCUGCCUAUUUCGGCAUUCCUUUCCCAGACAAAGCAAAUGGAAGAGAAAACAGUAUGAGAAAAAAUAAUGAUGAAUUGCCCUAGGCUAUUAUACUUAGUUAGCUUUUCAAAUAUUUUAUAUUCAGCCAAUCAAUAUGUGGAUAGUGAUAAAUUAUUUCUCUUGUCAUUUUGGUUGUUAUUCCUAUUUAACGUCAUUAUUCAUUUUUCCCUGAGUGGACUUACAGAACUCCUGUGAGAUGAAAUUAAAUAUUUUUUUUCUUUUAAUUUUAGGCCUAUUUUUCCUUAAAAUUUCAUUUCUUAUGAUAUGACAAAAUUGUUAGCAGAUUUUAAUGCUGAACUCGUCCAUUUACAGCCAGAUAAUCAAUUACUUUUCUCCUGAUUUAGGGCAAAAUAAAUGUGAAGCUUUUUUUAAGUAAAGAAUGAAUUUUCCUACCCAAGGAAGGCACUGAUUUUCUUGGAUAGGCCUCAUACUUAAAAAAAAAAAAAGCCAGCCCC